This is a messenger RNA of Amoebophrya sp. A25, 2875 nucleotides long. NCBI's taxonomy places the organism in Eukaryota, Dinophyceae, Syndiniales, Amoebophryaceae. The record is from the annotation of a GenBank genome assembly.
UGUAAGUGGCGCGGGGAGUGGUGAUGGCCUAGGGAUUAGAGCCGGAGCGGGAGCACCCGCUGAGGGUGCACGACUUCCACUGACACCGGCCCCAGGUGAUGGCAGACUGGGUGCAUCUGGUACAAUGCCAGCGACUGCGCAAGGGAAGGCGGCUGGCGGUGAUUCUGCUGGCGGUGGUGGCGUGAGUGGGCCUGCAUCGGUCGAAGGCACGGAGAGGGGCCAGGGUGCUUCUGCGAGGUGGGGGCCAGGAGGUAGCGAAACAAACUCCGGAGAGACCCGGACAACAGGCGCAAAACUUCUCCUACAGGAAAAGCACCGCGCGACCACGACGGCGCCGGCGGCAACUGGGGUGGCAAAAGUUGGAGAGGUGGAGCAGCCCGUCGCAGAUGAUGGCGUCGCAGAGACUGGGGAGGAGCAGUCAUCGGAGGACACUGGUGGCGCCACUGAAACCGCGCACGCAGAGCAACUACUGAACCGAGGAGAGCGUCAAGCAGCUGGCGAAGGAGGUGAGCAGGCUUCUCAGCAGUCUGCAGUUGCAGACGACAAGGGGCAAGGAGAUGCCAGUAGCGGUGCUGCUACCAAGGCAGGACGGAGCCCGCCUUCCGGUCCGACACCAUCUACCCUGGCCGCUGAAGCAGAGCAGGUGGGCCUUUUGGUCGAGCGUGCGCAAUUGGCUGCGAAGGCGACUGCCGAAAGCGCUGGGAAGGCAGAGGAGGUGACCGCAAAGGCAGCGCCGAGGGGAGGCGGCGGCGAAGAACCCCUGCGGCAACAGCUUGUCAAACAGGCGCACACGCUUGCGGCUGCUGCGCGGACGGCCGCGAACACUGCAGCGGAGCUCGUCGAAGUAGAGGAGGCGCGCACCCGUGCGGAAACGCGUGACGCCGCGGCCUCUGCAGUCCACUUUGCAGAGACUGCAGCGGCGGAAGCGGAGUUGGAACAGCGGGUCGCGGCGGACACCGCGGCGCGAGCCGAGGUUGCUAUCGGUCUGGUGGGAAUUUUUGAUGAGCAGUGGCGUUCUGCUGAGGAUGCUUAUCAAAAGGCGGCUGAAGCGUUGGAGGAGGCCAGGCAGCUUGAUGAAGACAGCCCAGCGGCAGAGGAGCUUGAGGAGCAGGUCCAGGCUGCUCGACAGGCCGUCGGAGACAUCGAGGAGACGCUACAAAAUACCGCAGAAAAGGGCCGCUCAUCCAGUCCUGCAUCCUCGAGCUCAGGUGCAGACACCCUAGACCCGACGAAAAUACUCAGAGACGCUGCCGCAGACGUAGAGAAGCUGGCAGCAGCUAUCUCCGAGGCAAGUGCAAAAGUUACAGGCUUUCUGGAGGAUGCGGAAGAGAAGGCGAGAAGGGAGGCCAGUAAGCAGGCGAAGGCCGCAGGCGAUAGCAGUAGGAAAGACCAUGCCGCAGGUGGUGACGGCAGUGGCGCAGCAAAUGGAGACGCGGCGCAGCCGUCCGGAGACUCGAUAGCCACCGGCGACGGGGGCACCUUAGAACACUCCUCCGCGCAAAAGGCUACAGGCGUGAAAGAGGGGGGUAGCGGUCUUCCACCCGCUUCUUCUCGAGGAGAUGUCGUGCCUCAAGCUGAAGCACGAGCAGGCGCACGAGAAUCAAAAGAAACCCCGGAAGCAGGAGGAAGUACCGCUGACGCCGAGGACCGAGGACAGCCUUCCGCGGGAGAGCCUGGCAGCAGCGCUGUGGGACGUGAAGGGGGUGCGUCGGCCUUGGCAGCUCCAGGUCUUCGACGUGCGGCCACGACGGUCGGCAAGCCUCAGCCAGCACGCGAGAAAGGGCAGCAAACCCCACCAGAAGAUGAAGAAGAAGCGGCCUCGCCGCCGCAUGUAAGUGGCGCGGGGAGUGGUGAUGGCCUAGGGAGCAGAGCCGGAGCGGGAGCACCCGCUGAGGGUGCACGACUUCCACCGACACCGGCCCCAGGUGAUCGCAGACUGGGUGCAUCUGGUACAAUGCCAGCGACUGCGCCAAAUCCUCCGGAAGCAGGGAAACCACCCAUGCGGCAUGAAGAGGAGGCGCUGCCCCACCCAUCUGCGCCAGAGGUCGUGGCAGAACCUAUCGUGACUGCAGGCAGCGGCAGCGGCUAUUCCGUCGCUCUUGCCUCACAGGCGACCUCGGCUCUCAUAAAAAAGCUCCAAGACGGUAAAGGCGCAGACCUCCUACACGCAUGCAAGCAGCUCCUUCAGCGCGGAGAUGCUCCUGCUUGGGUCAUGAAAGAAUGUAGACAAUUUAUCAACCCGUUGGAGGGUCGCGGCGUACCUGCAGCGAGAGUGGGCCCGCCUUCGAGUCCAGCGGCGAAUGGCAAACAGCUGCAUGAAGAUGAAACCAUACAGCAGCUUCCACCCACACCUGGUGCUGGCACGAAAAACGCACACCAUGGAACUACAUCGACUGGAAUGCCCGCCACAGGCUCUGGCGCACCUUCUGGAAAGACUUCUGCAGCCUCCGUGAUGGGCAAGACUACUGCUGCGACCGCUUUAACAGAUGACGGGCAGCGCAAUCUGAUCCAAAAAGUGAAAACGACUAGCCCUCAGGACGAGGCCUUUCACUCUGCAUGCCGUGAGCUCCUUCGCCUUCCGAAAAGUGAAGGUCUUCAGCAGGUUCAAAGCGUGUGUGAACUGCAUGUGAAGACGCCAAAGACGAAAGCAAACCCCAGCGCAGGCGCCGGCCCUCGCGGAUCAGCGCGCGUCGAUGAGGGUGCAGGGCAAGACACUGGGAGCGACGCUCUGGCACAACCUGGCAGCCCACCUGAUACAGACAAGGGCGAUGACUCCGCCAAGCAACUCGUCGCUUUACCCGCGGACCAAAAAAGUAGCAGCAACGCAGCUCGCCUUUAUGGUGGGUUCACUCUUACUCUUGAAGAAUCUCGGUAG